Coprinopsis cinerea okayama7#130 is the source of this 1347-nucleotide messenger RNA. RefSeq lists its product as hypothetical. NCBI's taxonomy places the organism in Eukaryota, Fungi, Basidiomycota, Agaricomycetes, Agaricales, Psathyrellaceae. The coding region runs from base 1 to 1347 and encodes 448 amino acids. The transcript is spliced from 8 exons. The record is from RefSeq and is a predicted model, not a curated record.
AUGACAAACUCGAUACGAUGCGAGAUAUGCCAUGACGACUUGAAGGAACUUACUGUACAGCUACGACAACUCCAUUACGAGCAACACUUUGAAGAAGGGGAGUUAUCUGGAAUCGCCGCUUCGCCCUCGCCAACUUCGCCCUCGACGUCAACCAGCACUUCGUCGAAGAUCGCCAAACCAAAGAGAUGGCUGGCUAAACCUAGAAAGUUCUUUAAAGAAAAUGACGUGUUUUGGUAUCCAUCCCAGGAAGGAAGGCCGCCUCCCAACUAUACACCUGGUAUCGACCCUCCCCCUCUAUUUCUGGUUCAGGUCUUUGAUACCGACGCGCCUAGGUCUCAUACCGCUUCUAAAGAGACUGUAUUCAUCCAGCACGAAGCCUGGGACAUGACCUGGGGGUGUGGAUAUCGUAACUUCUUGAUGGCCUGCGCAUGCUUGAUGGUUCACCCAUUUCAGCCGAUGUAUUUUCCUCUUCUCGACGACCCGGUACCACCGAGCGUACGGAACCUCCAAGGGUGGAUAGAAGAUGCAUGGGACAAGGGUUUCGAUACUGAAGGAAAGGCUCAACUUAAGCACUUGGUGGGCACGAGGAAAUGGAUAGGAACAGCGGAUUUAUGGGUUGCAUUCUCUUCCAGAGGCAUCCCUGCAGAAUUGGUCGAUUUUACGGAUGCUAGUAACGUCCAGAUGGUCAUCGAUUGGAUCGUGAAUUACUUCUCACCUCCAGAAUCCGCGGGCCAGGGAUCCAGGAAUGCAUUUCAGGCCCUGGUAUCCACUAACCCUGUCACGGUCACGGAUAAACCUCCGAUUAUUCUCCAGCAUGCCGGCCACUCUCGAUCCAUUGUCGGAUAUGAAGUUAAUCGACAGGGAGAGGUCAAUCUUCUGGCCUUUGAUAGCGGAACGUGUCUGCCUAAAGAAAUUCGCGAGAUGGCCUUAAGCCUCCAUAAGUCGGCUUCCGACGAUAAUGACAAGGAGAACAACAAACGAAAGAUGAAUCUGGAAGUCAGCUCACCGAAUCCAAAGAGACAGCGUUCUUGUAAGUUCGAGGAUGACGAAGUUGUGAUUGUGGGAUCUACAGUCCAAGGGGACGACGACGAAAUAAUCUACACUGGAUCCAACUCUCCUCUCAAGAAGGCAGAAGGAAGCAAGAGUGGACUUUCAGGUCCAUCCAAAAGCAAUACCCCCGGGGGAAAGACUUUCGAUUAUAAGGGUAUAGUUAGACAUUUCCGACUGGGCUCCAAGAAGCUUGGGAAAAACAAGCAAUAUCAAAUCCUGUACUUCCCAAUGACGGAACCACUUUCAGAUUCCGAAAUACGAAGUCGCAAGGUCGUCACGAGCACCAAAAUAUGUUGA